Molecule: messenger RNA, 1124 nt
Organism: Hibiscus syriacus
Lineage: Eukaryota; Viridiplantae; Streptophyta; Magnoliopsida; Malvales; Malvaceae
Product: isopentenyl-diphosphate Delta-isomerase I-like
Exons: 6
Coding region: 41-919 (292 amino acids)
Biological process (GO): isoprenoid biosynthetic process; isopentenyl diphosphate biosynthetic process
Cellular component (GO): cytoplasm
Molecular function (GO): isopentenyl-diphosphate delta-isomerase activity
Source: RefSeq, a predicted model, not a curated record
GACCAGCAAAUUGGCCGAUUACAGUGCGAGCAGAGACUAAAUGCCUUUGCUUUUAAAUACUUCCUCAGCUCUCUUACUUUCUCGUUCGCUUGCUUCCUCUUUCUCUUCUCCGACUCCCCGUCUUUACCUCCCUUCCUCUUUUCCCCACCCUCCCCUUCGAUUCCCUCACUUGAGGGUUUCCCCGUCUUUUCGUUUCCAAGCUUCCGCCGCCGCCGCCGCUAUCAUGGGUGACGCUCCCGACGCUGGCAUGGACGCUGUCCAAAGACGCCUCAUGUUUGAGGAUGAAUGUAUUUUAGUGGACGAGAGUGACAAUGCUGUUGGCCAUGAAUCUAAGUACAACUGUCAUUUGUGGGAAAAUAUUUUAACUGGAAAGAUGCUGCAUAGGGCAUUCAGUGUAUUUUUGUUUAACACAAAAUAUGAGUUACUCCUCCAGCAACGAUCUGCAACGAAGGUUACAUUUCCUCUCGUCUGGACCAACACCUGUUGCAGCCAUCCUUUAUAUCGUGAAUCGGAGCUUAUUCCAGAGAAUCAUCUUGGGGUGAGGAAUGCUGCCCAAAGGAAGCUUUUGGAUGAACUUGGCAUUCCUGCUGAAGAUGUUCCCGUUGAUCAAUUCACCCCACUGGGUCGCAUGCUCUACAAGGCACCUUCUGACGGAAAAUGGGGCGAGCAUGAACUUGAUUACCUCCUAUUCAUUGUCCGAGAUGUUAAUGUUCACCCAAAUCCGGAUGAGGUAGCAGAUGCAAAAUACGUGAACCGUGAUCAACUGAAGGAGUUACUGCAGAAAGCGGAUGGUGGUGAAGUGAAACUGUCGCCGUGGUUCAGACUGGUGGUUGAAAAUUUCUUGUUCAAGUGGUGGGAUCAUGUUGAGAAAGGGAACCUGAAGGAAGUAAUUGACAUGGAAACCAUUCACAAGUUGUAGAUUAGAAACAAGGGACAUGAAAUAAAGUACUUGCAGAAACAAGUUUAAUUUCAGUAAAUGCAGGCUUGAAAUAGUUGUAAACAUGUGUGGUUUGGUUCAGAUUUAUGUUGUUGCUAAAUUUUGAGUGAAAAAUGUUGCAAACUUACGAGGGCAUGUACCUUAGAUUUGGGUUUCAAUAAGAGAGGUUGUAUUAGUUGAGUGUGUA